AUGGUGACCAGUCUUUUCAGAGUUCGACGCCAGAACGAAUUCAAACGGGACAUGAACCUCCAGCCGUCCCACAUCUGCUGGUCUCUGCUCAUGCCGGUGCUCUUUUUGUUUCCUGGAGGGGGUCUUAUGUUCCCCCGGCACCCCGGCAUCUCCAGUUGGGAGGCUGCGCUGCUGGAGGCCUGGAUGGCGGAGCCGCUGGAGAAAACGGAGUUGGCGGAGCUGGGACGGAGGGCGCUGGAACCCUUUGUGAAACACCCGAUGGAGACGAUGCACUACGAGAGGGGAGGAGGUGUCGAGGACGUGGGCGAGGGCGACGUGAAGAGGAACGAGGCGCUGACGUCCAUCGCCGGGGGGCUGCAGGCGUUUAACAGGCAGAAAGGCGGGUUUGGAUUUCGGUUUGGGAGGAAAUGA
Messenger RNA from Trichomycterus rosablanca, 411 nucleotides. It is a transcript of the gene qrfp, whose product is annotated as pyroglutamylated RFamide peptide. Bases 1 to 411 code for a protein of 136 amino acids. Gene Ontology annotation, molecular function: orexigenic neuropeptide QRFP receptor binding. Lineage: Eukaryota; Metazoa; Chordata; Actinopteri; Siluriformes; Trichomycteridae. The transcript has 2 exons. The record is from RefSeq and is a predicted model, not a curated record.